AUGGCGCAAAAUCGAAUCCCCAAAGUCGGUGGCGAAAGCUAUUCGAUCGAUGAGCAGAACCCAAUCAAUCUCAGAAUCAUCACGCACAAUAUCCGAUAUGCUACCCAAACUCCUUUCGAGGGCGAAGAACCAUGGCCCAUUCGCCGUCCUAGACUCUGCUCUCAACUCAUAUUUAAUUCCACGACUACUCCAGAAACGGUGAUCUGCCUUCAAGAGGUUCUCCAUACCCAGCUAGUCGAUAUCAUGGCCUCUCUAAAUAGCUCGGCCAGUGAUGGAAAAUGGGCUUAUGUUGGUGUCGGACGAGAUGAUGGUAAAGAAGCUGGGGAGUACUCGCCUAUCAUUUAUCGAAGCAACAUCUGGAAAGUAGUAGAGUGGCGAACCGUAUGGCUGAGCGAAACCCCAACCACUCCAUCCAAAGGUUGGGAUGCAGCUAGUAUUCGAAUUGUUACAUCGGUACAUUGGAACAUCUCAGGUCUGGCAAGCUCAUCCUGAUCAUGAGUACUCACUUUGAUGAUCAAGGUUCCAUAUCGCGGCAGGAGAGCGCCAAAAUCAUUCUCGAAAUCAUCGAGGUCGAAGCGAAAGCUCGGGAUUAUUCCAGUGUUCUUCUUGCUGGAGACUUCAAUAGUUCUCCCAAUGAUGGCGCCUACCAGAUUAUGACGGGUUCUCAAUCAGCGAUGCAAGAGCUUGGUAUGCUACUUCCAAAGGAGGAACGAUAUGGCAAUGGACUCACAUUUACAUCCUUUGGUCAUGUUGAUAACAUACCAAGUCGCAUUGAUUUCAUAUUCUCCAGGAAAGGCAACCAUGAUGUAUUGCUUACCUACGGCGUUUUAUCAAAUCGCUUCGAUGAUGGGAUUUAUCUUUCUGAUCAUCGGGCUUGUAUGGCGGAUAUGCGGGUAUUGUAG
This is a messenger RNA of Hymenoscyphus albidus, 902 nucleotides long. The record is from the annotation of a GenBank genome assembly. Lineage: Eukaryota; Fungi; Ascomycota; Leotiomycetes; Helotiales; Helotiaceae.